AAGGUGAAUUUUCUGUUCGCCAUGUGCACGGAGGAAGGCUUCCUGGAGUAUUCGAGCUUCAGGAAAGUCUUGUCCUCCUUUCUACGCGCCGUGUGGCGCUUGGGCAGCGGUACGCGGCGAAUGGUCUCAGCGAGUCCGACGGUUUUGGAUUCUUUGGCCUUUUCUCUGUUUCGAUCUCAUGAUCCCGCUCUGUCCAGAGACACCUUUUCGAGAAUGGCCACAGAUGACGUGGUGGGCACCUUACUCCGUCGCUUCUCCGCUGGUCGCGCAGAGCACGUGGAAUCUGUAGCUCCAUGGCACACGAUGGGGCGGAGAAAGGUGCAGGAGGACGUCUCAUCACCAAGCAGUGCCAUGGUGAAAACCUAUGUGGAUGACUUGGACCAGCCGCUCCCACGGCGCAAAGGUUACUUCUUGGCAGUUCAGUCUGCGCGUGAAUCUGCAUUGUACCAGGAGCUGGAACAUAUCAAAGUUGAACGGAUGAAGGAUGCCAAGGAAAGGACUCGCAGCAACUUGGAUUUGGAAUUAAGAGAAGCAGAAAUCCGCAAAGAGCUCAGAGGAGAGGUGGAGGAUGAUGUUGCAAGGCGCGAGUACCGAAGAAAGGUGCAAAAGUUUUGGCAUCGCUCCAGACCUAACAGUGCAGUGUGCAGACGGCACAAGGUGGUUUGUCAGGGCCACUUGUGGACCGCCAGCUCGAAUCAUCUUGCCCGUGGUGGGGUGCUACCUGCAGGAGUCCCUCGUCCAAUCACUCCAACAGCUUUGCAAAGAGCCCUCAAGUCAGUCAUCUCAAGUAGCAGCCAGCCAAGCCGCACGAUUGCUGAUCGGGUUCUGAAAGAAUUUCAAAGCGACAAGGGCAAAGGGGAUGUGCAAAAAAACAUGAAAAGGAUAACAAGCGUUCGUGGCAAGGCAUUCUCCAUGCUGCAAACGGAUGACAAACUGUCUCAGACCUCAUCUGAUGAGGCGGAUGAGAGAUGUUUGUUCAAACGGUCAGCUGUCUUGGAAGCCUUCAAGUUGUACCGAAGUGACUACUGGCUCACACAAGGUGGUGGCAUUCGUUCACUCUUGAAGUCAGGUUUACCCAUGCAGGUGUCCAAGGAUCUCAGUGCUGCAGAUGCAGCCUGGCGCAGAAAGGUGGAGCUGGACCUGAUGUUCCAAGAAGUUGCGGAAGAGAACUGUUCCAUCCACACCCCUGCUGCUUCACAAGAGCUGACUCUCAGAGGUUUCUUGAAGGCAGUCUUCCCCUUGGCCAAAAAGACGGACAUUUGGACAAUGAUGAAAUGGAUCAAACGACCUCAAAAACAGAACAAGAUUCAAAGCCAACAGAAGAUUGCAAAGCCCGAUCUUGGCUUGCUGCGGGAUGUGAUCGAGUUGUUUGAUGCUAUUGAUGCGAAGAAGACAGGCUACGUGCCCAUUGAAGCGGUGGAGCAGUUUCUGUCUGGUGAAAUCGUAACACAAGGCGAACAUGCGCGAUUGAAUCAGCGUCGACAAGCCCGAACCAAUCAGCGCAGUGUGACCGACUUCGUGUCCUACAAAGGGAACCCUCGGGCGGCCCUGAUUCUCAACAGGACUCUGGAUGAUCGACCUGAGUGGAGUGUGUCACCCUCCGAGGAGAACACAUCCGCAGUUGCCCGACAGGGACAUCAUCGGAAUUCUUUGUCCCGAAGAACCUUGGAACAAAGGAUGGAUGCAUUGUCCAGUGCUUUGGAUUCGGAGCUCUACCAGUUGGCCUUGGGGGAUGACAACCUGAUUAGCGAGACCAUCGAGGCUGCCAGCAAUCCGUGGCAUCACGAGCACUUGGAGUCCGUGAAUGAGGAAUUGUACACAGGUCAGCCGGGCAUGAAGAAAGUGCGCCUUGUGCGGCUCUAUUGGCGUUACAUGGUUGGAAGCGCAAUUGUUCAGCAGCUCCGGGAAGAUUCUUGCUGUUUGGAGUUGAAAGAUGGAAAGCUGGAUUUGAUGGGCUUUAUGUGCGUGCUGGCACAGGAUCAAGUGAACACCAUCUUUGCCUUGAGCCCCGCGCAGCGCGUGGGAUCGGGGCAGAUUCGUCGCUUGGCCUAUGCAUUUGACUAGGACCAGCGGUGCCAGAAUUGGUUGCGGAACAAAUGAGGCAAACAACAGGAUAUUUGCUGGUGAAAAGUAUGGAAAAUUAUGGCGUCCUGUAGAUAUUCC
Cladocopium goreaui is the source of this 2163-nucleotide messenger RNA. NCBI's taxonomy places the organism in Eukaryota, Dinophyceae, Suessiales, Symbiodiniaceae. The record is from the annotation of a GenBank genome assembly.